Molecule: messenger RNA, 2430 nt
Organism: Chelmon rostratus (copperband butterflyfish)
Lineage: Eukaryota; Metazoa; Chordata; Actinopteri; Chaetodontiformes; Chaetodontidae
Gene: lipib
Product: lipase, member Ib
Exons: 10
Coding region: 40-1410 (456 amino acids)
Biological process (GO): lipid metabolic process
Molecular function (GO): lipase activity; carboxylic ester hydrolase activity
Source: RefSeq, a predicted model, not a curated record
CUCCAUCAUUCCCUCUCCGUCUCUGUGGUUGGAGGAAGGAUGCUCCCCCGCAGACUCCUGGCUCUGCUGGGACUCCUCGUGCUCUGCAAAGGCCAGGAGGAAAGCGGGUUGGCCGAGUCCUGCGAUAACUUCACAGACCUGAACCUGUCCCACUGCUUCCUGGGAACCAGCCUGUACGUCCGGCUGCUGCUCUACACCCGCUCCAACCUCGACUGCGGCCGCGAGCUCGGCCACCACCACCUGUCCUCCCAGCCGCUCUUCAACCUCUCCCUCCCCACCGCCUUCGUCAUCCACGGCUACCGGCCCACCGGAGCGCCCCCCAUCUGGAUAGACCACAUAGUCCGCCUGCUGGCCGAGCAGGAGGACAUGAACGUCAUCGUGGUGGACUGGAACAAGGGCGCCGCCAACCUCAACUAUUUCACCGCCGUGACCUACACGAGGGAGGCGGCUCACAACCUGACCGGCUUCCUCGUGACGAUGCAGGAGGAAGGAGCCUCUCUGGGCUCGGUGCACCUCAUCGGCGUCAGUCUGGGAGCUCACCUGGCUGGAUUCGUAGGAGCAAACCUGAAGGGGAAGGUGGGACGCAUCACAGGUCUGGACCCUGCAGGGCCGAUGUUUACCAGCGCCACACCAGAGGAGAGGCUGGACCCCUCAGACGCCAUGUUUGUGGACGUCCUUCACACCGACAUGAACUCAUUCGGACUCACAGGAGCUCAUGGUCACAUUGACUUCUAUGCAAACGGUGGAGCGGAUCAACCAGGCUGCCCCAAAACCAUCUUCGCAGGUAAAUCUUAUUUUGUGUGUGACCACCAGCGCUCGGUGUUUCUCUACCUGUGCGCUCUGAACCGGACCUGCAGCCUCACAGGUUACCCCUGCUCGUCCUACAGUGACUUCCUUGAGGGGCGGUGUCUGCAGUGCGAGGCCUUUAAACCUGCGCCCUGCCCGCUGCUCGGUUAUGAUCUCAGUCGGUGGAGGGAGACCCUGCUGCGACUCGGACAGACCAAAGUCUUCUUCAGCACCACGGCAACGCUGCCCUACAGGAAGCUGAGCUACAGAGUGGACAUGGUGACCUGGAACCAGUACCUCCGCUGGGGGGUCGUCUACAUCCGGCUGCACAGCGGCAGAAACUUCACAGAGGCCCGAAUAGACCAUAAGCUCCUCCGCUUCGAGCAGUACACCUCCACCCGGCUGCUGGCCCAGUUCGACGAGGAUCUGCAGCAGGUCCAGAAGAUCUCUCUGCGCAUCAGCACCGGCAACGUGAUCGGCCCCCGUUACAAAAUCAGACUGCUGCGAAUACGCUUCACGCCGCUGGAACGUCCCGAGAGACCUACAAUGUGCCGUUUUGACAUCAUCAUGGAGGAGAACAUGGAGGUGGCGUUCCGACCUUUACCCUGCGGCUCUCGCCUCUGACUCCCUGCUCACGCGCGCUGCUUCUUCUUCUUCUAUGGAAACACUUCUGACUCACGCAAACCCAGGCGGCCUCUGGUGGACCUCCCAGGCCCCCACAGCAGCCUCAGCCUCCUCACUGGCUGAUGAAGACGGCCUGAUUGGUGCUGAGGAUACCUCCUGGUUACUGGAAAGACAACAUGUUGUUACGUCUGAGUGAAGCGUCGUCUCUGCAGCUGCUGCUGGGAUAUAAGUGACACAUGUUCAGCUGUGAGAUCUGGAAACAGCAACACGACUGAACGAGGUUAUGAAGGAAGCUGCUGCAGGACUUUCGUCUCGCUGGGAUCAGCUCUCUCGAUGUUUCGUCUCUUUUUCUCUCUGGCUGCAUUUUUACUCCAGAAACCAUAAAACCUGAACCUGCCGGUGCUACAAAUCCAGCAAACAACAUGUUCCGUGUUCCUGCCCUGAAACAGUCCAGUGAAAGACGUGGACCUACAUGAGGUGAUUUUGCACUUUUCAGAUAAUCAGAACGAUGAAUUUUUCUUUUAAUGGGCUGAGAAAGUGCUGCUUCUCUGCGGGCUAAAUAAACUACUAAAAAACAAUGUCACAAAGCUGAAAACAGGGCUGUUUGUCGCCGCUUGUGUUUUUUCACACUUUAUUUAGGUGGCAAACACUAAUGCCUGAACACAAACACACCAUUUUGUGCAAAAAAAUAUAUUUUUUGAAAGAAAAUUAUAUUUAUGUUUGAUGUAAACGUUGCUCCUUUCAGUUUCCUUCAAUAACAGAAGCAGAAUUUCUGCUGGACCUUUUGAAAAAAUAAACAAUAUAAAGGGUUUUAACACAAAUUUGGACUUUUGGAUGAACAAGUAAUUUUGCUUGAAACUUGCAGGCACUAAUAAUUCAGUAAAUAUAAUGCAUUAUCAUUUCUGACCCGAUCAAGGUCAGAGUUUAAACUGUUAUAUUAAAUUAUAUUUACCUUUUAUUGUUGAUCUGAUGAUGACUUUUCAUCUCUGGAUUAAAUAAAUUCUUCACUGAUGGGGAACA